AUGAUAGAAGCAAACAAGACACUGGUGACUGAGUUUGUUCUCACAGGGCUUAGAUCUUCUAGGGCUGCAGAUCCCCUGUUCCUGAUGUUCUUGGUCAUCUCCCUCACCACUGUGGUGGGCAAACUUGGACUGAUUUUUCUCAUUUGGAAGGAUCCCCAUCUUCACAACCCCAUUUACUCAUUCCUUGGCAGUUUAGCCUUUGCAGAUGCUUGUUCUUCAUCUUCUGUAAUUCCCAAGAUGUUUAUACAUUUUUUAUCAAAAAAUCAUGUGACCUCUCCUUGUAUGGCCCAAUUUUAUUUUUUUAGGUCCAGUGCCACCUCAGAAUGUUUCCUCCUGGUAGUGAUGGCCUAUGACUGCUAUAUAGCCAUAUGCAACCUCUUGCUUUAUCCAGUGGUGAUGUCCAACAGACUCUGUAUUCAGUUUAUAGGUGUUUCAUAUUUCAUUGGUUUUCUACAUUCAGCAAUUCAUGUGGGUUUGUUAUUUAGAUUAACUUUCUGCAGGUCCAAUGUAAUACAUUAUUUCUACUGUGAAAUUUUACAACUGUUCAAAAUUUCUUGCACUGAUCUUACAGUUAAUACACUUCUGGUUUUUAUCUUUUCAGCUUUUAUACAAAUCUUCAGUUUUAUGACCAUCAUGGUUUCUUACACCCGUGUCCUCUUUGCCAUCCUGGAAAAAAAGUCUGAAAAGGGCAGGGGCAAAGCCUUCUCCACAUGCAGUGCUCACCUGCUCUCUGUUUUCUUGUUUUAUGGCACUUUUUUCUUCAUGUAUGUGCAUCCUGGGUCUGGGCCCUCUGGAGAUCACGACAAAAUGUAUUCUUUAUUUUAUACAAUAAUAAUUCCUCUACUAAAUCCUUUUAUUUACAGCCCGAGGAGCAAAGAGGUUAUACGUGCCUUGAGAAGAAUAAUAAAGAAAUGA
Messenger RNA from Eubalaena glacialis (North Atlantic right whale), 915 nucleotides. Its product is annotated as olfactory receptor 5AC1-like. Gene Ontology annotation, molecular function: odorant binding; olfactory receptor activity. The record is from RefSeq and is a predicted model, not a curated record. Gene Ontology annotation, cellular component: membrane. Lineage: Eukaryota; Metazoa; Chordata; Mammalia; Artiodactyla; Balaenidae. Gene Ontology annotation, biological process: G protein-coupled receptor signaling pathway; sensory perception of smell.